UAAACUUAAAAAAGACAACAUGGCGGCUGGGCCCAGUGUAUCUGGGUCCGUCGCGGCUUUGACUUUGUGUUGCGUUCCUGAGUAUGAACUGACGGACGUGAAUUCGAAAAUUUUCUGCGUCGGUUCCUUUGGCAGCCUGUGGCGGGAGAAGCUGGAGAAGGCGCACCUGGGGUUGGAAGAGGACGAGGAAGAGGACGAGGAGGAGGUGGGGCAGCAGCUGGCAAUGCAGCUGGGCCUCCCCUCAGACAUGGUGGAGGAGCUGCAGCUGGUGUGCGGUGUUGAUACAUUGAACUGCACAGAAGAGGAGACCAGUACAGAUGUCAUCCCAGAAGAUACAGACCUAGUCACGUUGGAAAUCCGAAAGAAAGUAAUUGAAAAGAGAGAGGAACGUUUGAUAUAUGAUCGUACCUGUAGACAGGAAACGUUUGAACAUGAACAUGAAAUGCACGCUGUAGGAAGGAAGCCCAGUCACCCAGAAGAUUCCAUUCCAGCUGGAGAAGUGAUCCUAACUAUUAAUGUCUACUCCCCUAUUAUAUUUAUUAAGCACAGGGAGAAGAAGCCCCACCAUACACUUCUUGUGUUUGGAAGUCAGAAGCUAACUGAGCUGAGGGAUGCCAUCUCUUGUGUUAGUGACCUUCAGAUUGGUGGAGAAUUCAGCAACACUCCAGACCUGGCUCCGGAACAUAUUAGCAAGGACUUGUACAAGUCAGCCUUUUUCUUCUUUGAAGGAACCUUCUAUAAUGACUUGAGAUAUUCUGAGUGCAGAGAUUUGAGCAGGACCAUUAUUGAAUGGGCGGAGUCCCAUGACAGAGGUUGUGGGAAAUUUAGUACAGCUAAAAUGGAGGACUACACAUUCAAUGAUAUGUGCAUUAAGAUUGGCUAUCCAUACUUAUAUUGUCACCAAGGUGACUGUGAACACCUCAUCAUCAUCACAGAUGUCAGAAUUGUCCAUCGUGAUGAUUGCCUGGAUAAAACUUUGUACCCAUGUGUGAUCAAAAAACCCUGGAUGUGGACUCGGAAGUGUUCUGUUUGUAGAUUAUUUAUAGUCCGAUGGGUGACCAACAAUGAUAGUUUAGCCCCUGAGGACCCGGGCUUUUUCUGUGACAUUUGUUUCAGGAUGCUUCACUACGAUGCUGAUGGCAAUAAAAUGGGAGACUUUCUUGCAUAUCCCUAUGUUGACCCGGGAAUAUUUAAUUGAAAAUUAUGCCACGUCUUUUUCCUGCUGGAUGUUAAUUUUUCUUGCAGUUUGACUGAAAUUGGUAGAAAACCUUUGACUGGACUAUUGUAACUGUGCAUGGUUCCAAAGUUUCCACAAGGCCUACAUACUCCAAGGAAAGUGAAGAAAUUCAGAACAAUGAUUAAUCGUACACGAGUAUCCACUUUCUUCAUUGAUAAAACUGCUUUAAAACCCACUGUUUUAAAGUUCAAAGCAUCAUGUUUUAAGCAGUAGGCUGAAUAGAUUUAUGAAGUUGGCUAAACUAUGGCUAUGGCUUAUGGAACAGUGAUGGCUGGAGUUGUGCCUUUGUGGUGCUUUCAUGUGACAGUCACACUCAGCUACGUGGACCUCCAUCCUUAGCCCUCUGAUUCAUACUCACCCAUUCUUCCAGAGGAUUUCAUUUGUGUUCUCAAAAAUAUCUAUUUUGGAAACUAGGUAGUGGGUUAGACAUUGGCCUUUCAACUUCUGGGACUUGGUUUCAUACCUAACCUGGACUGAUAUGAAUGGAAGUCCCUGCUUGCUGGCUGUAAACAGCCUUAUCUGAAAUAAGUUUGGAAGUCUUUAUCCAGUUCCUGGUGCACAUAGGCCUAUAAGCACAAAACUUAUGAAUUUGGCACCACUUGCUAACCUUAGAGAUCAAAGGAUAGUUUUUAUACUGAAGAAGUUGGAUAUGCUGCUUUGAAGUUGAGGCAAAGGAUUGAGCUGUACUCUAACUGUAUCUAACUGCCUUGCCUAAUCUGUGAAUGCUCCUUGAUGGUGGGUGCCUGAAAUGGAAAGUAUUCCAUCUUUCAGCAUCCCUCACCUCAAUUAGCACCAACAUUUUAAAUUUUAUUGAAAGAUCAGUUAAUGUUAAUGUUUCUUUCUCCAGUAUCUUAUGGCCCUUUACAUUUACUGGAUUACUUUACUACCAAUAAUUAAAAACCCUAUGUUCAUCACUGAAAAGUAAAAUAACUUUGUACACAUCUAAAUCAUCUGGCAUUUCCACACAUCACAAUGGACAGAUUGCACUACCCCCUAAAAUAACAUUUAUUAAUGAAUCAUUAACUGUGACAAAUUAAUUGUUGGGUUAAAUUAGGAAAAGACAUCUCCAAAUAUGUGCAGUGCAAUCAUCUUUCCUCUAGGGUGUGCUAAUGGGGAGGGGAAGAAAAGUACUCUCCACCAUUGGACCUUUAGAGCCCGGUCAUUUAAUUUAGACUGUUGCUUAGCUUUGUUUUGCUCCUUUCUUGAAGGGAACUAGUUUGGGGUGGGGGGCUGUUGGAGGUGAGUUUAUCUAACUGAAUAAAGCCAUAGAGGAUAAAUUAGGAGAAGCCUGGAGAUAUGAUUUAUAUUGCACAACUGGAUUGACUAAUCCUAAAGACAGGGUUACAGUUUGUUUUCCAUGGGUUGUUGCCCCUACAUUCUUAUUAUGUUACCUAUUGGAUGUAAAUAAUUUCAUUAUGUAAGCUCUAACUUUUUAAGUUGGAUUGUAUUACACCAUAACUCCAGUGAGGCCAUUUUCAAUUGUGGUAUCAUUUCCAUGAAUACAAAAUAAACUUGGAUUUGAAA
Molecule: messenger RNA, 2761 nt
Organism: Carcharodon carcharias (great white shark)
Lineage: Eukaryota; Metazoa; Chordata; Chondrichthyes; Lamniformes; Lamnidae
Gene: snapc3
Product: small nuclear RNA activating complex, polypeptide 3
Exons: 9
Coding region: 20-1198 (392 amino acids)
Biological process (GO): snRNA transcription by RNA polymerase II; snRNA transcription by RNA polymerase III
Cellular component (GO): snRNA-activating protein complex
Molecular function (GO): RNA polymerase II cis-regulatory region sequence-specific DNA binding; bent DNA binding; RNA polymerase III type 3 promoter sequence-specific DNA binding
Source: RefSeq, a predicted model, not a curated record